AUGUAUACCCCGGGGCAGUGGGAGAAUAAGGGGGUGGGUGAGCCACGGAAGUUAACCCCUGCAUUGUCGAGGGUCUUUGGUUGUCUGAAGAGGAAUCGUGAAGUGUUCGAUAUUAGUCUUCGCUUUCCUCUCUUCCAUUCUCAUCUGUCAUUAGCUUAUAUCGAGAGUUCAUCCCCAUCCUAUAUCCUGCAACGUACAUUCUGCUGCUCGUUCCUCUCACAGGUGAAGACGGGAUGCUGCGGGCUGGACCCCACGACGGGGCGGGGCAAGCAGAUCCACCUGGCGCAGAUGCUGCUCCUGCCCUUCGUGCCCAUCAUGGCCCUCAUCAUACAGAACGGACUCAACAUGGUGAACGUCCUGCAGUACCAGUACGAGAUGCAGGAGACCAUUGACCAGGUCCAGAUCAGCACGGGCCUGGGCAACGUGACGGAGGCGCUGCAGUCCGAGCGCGCCGAGAUCGCCUUCUACCUCUUCACCAACGGCUCGGUGAUCCGGAGGAACCUGUCGGAGCACUUCGCCUACACCAACUCCCUCAUCGACAACCUGAAGUGGCCCAAAUUCCGCAUUGAAGACCCGCUAUUUAAGAACAAGAUCCUGUUCCGCAUUCGCCUCGACGACUUCCGGGACAAGAUCACCAAGUUCGACACGCCAUCUAUUGACGCCGGGAUAAAGUUCUACAACAGGGCCAACUAUAUCUUCCUGGACCAGCUUACGCGGGAGAUCAAAGAGAAGGACAGCUCGGGCGUGUGGCGGCCGCUCCUCGCCUACAAGAACCUGAUCCGCGCCAUCGAGCACCUGGGCAUCUCCAUGGUGUUCGGCGAGGAGUACUUCGGCAGGGGGGACCUCGACCACACCUCCUACCUCAACUUCGUCACCAACGACGCCCUCGGGCAAGAUUUCCUCAAUGCUAGUAAGAGCUUCGCCUACUGGAUCAAGGACAGGUACCUCCAGCUGCAGCAGACAUACCCGUGGUACUCGAACAUCACGCGUCGACGACAGGAAAUCAUAAACAGGGUCAAGAUCGAGCCCGACUUCGACAAGGCCACCGAGUACUUCUACGCCAUGCUGGGCUACCUGGACGCCCUGCAGAAGAUCCAGUACGAGAUCCGCACCAGGAUCGAGGAGACCAUUCUGUCGGAGGUGUGGAUGACAAUGUGCGGAUAUAAGCUAAUGAGACUUAAGAUUGCGGAUAUGGGUGACAGUGCGUGGAUGAAGUGGAUAUCAUGUGGAUACUAUUAUGCUUACGAUCUAGCUUUGUGUGGUCUAUGUGGAUUACCUACAAAAACAACCACCCGCGUGCCUGGAUUCGCCUGCCUCCCCGACCGUCGAGCCGAUGAAGACGCGCCGGGAGAGCCGCCCCAACGCGAGGCGGGCCAGCCAGCCCACCAGCGCCGCGUGAUGCACGAGCAAGGUGUGUAUGCAUUAACCUCAGGUAAUCUCUCACGAGCAGUCUCCGUGUAA
Molecule: messenger RNA, 1461 nt
Organism: Penaeus vannamei (Pacific white shrimp)
Lineage: Eukaryota; Metazoa; Arthropoda; Malacostraca; Decapoda; Penaeidae
Source: RefSeq, a predicted model, not a curated record